CACAUAAUAUAUAAAGCCUCGCGUCGCGGGGUUUGGCUCCAUUUCACCCUCGCAAUGGCUUGCUUCUUCUCCUUCGUCUCCGACUCUGACCUCUGACUGACUAAUACAACCCAAACCCUAACCCUAAUUCUUAUUUCUCCCAUUUUCAAUUUCAUUUUGUUUCCCUGUUGAAAUCGCUCUGAUUUGAAUCCAUAAUUGGGGUUUUUCUAAGCUUUAAUUUCUGAUUUUUUUCUUCAAUUUUUUUUCCUCCUUUUAUUAUUUUGGGAAAGCAAUCAACAAUUUUGGUUAUUCGCGACUUGAGAUUUCAUGAGUCGUAACUCUUCAACCUCGCUUGCUCCUGGGUUUCGAUUUCAUCCUACUGAUGAAGAGCUUGUUAGCUAUUACCUGAAACGGAAGGUCUGCGGUAAAUCUGUGCGCGUCGACCCUAUCUCCGUCGUCGAUAUCUACAAGACGGAGCCUUGGGAUCUUCCUGAUAAAUCAAAGCUGAAGUCUAGGGACUUGGAGUGGUAUUUCUUCAGUGCUUUGGAUAAGAAGUAUGGAAAUGGGUGGAGGACUAAUCGGGCUACUGAGAAAGGGUACUGGAAGACUACUGGGAAAGAUCGCCCCAUCAUUCACAAGUCCCGGAUUGUUGGGAUGAAAAAGACCCUUGUUUUCCAUACUGGGCGAGCCCCUAAAGGCGCUAGAACCAACUGGGUCAUGCAUGAGUACCGCCUCGAAGAUGAGGAAUUGAAGAACGCUGGAAUUCAACAGGAUGCGUUUGUGCUUUGUAGGAUAUUUCAAAAGAGCGGUACCGGCCCCAAGAACGGGGAGCAGUAUGGGGCGCCUUUUGUUGAGGAAGAGUGGGAAGACGACGAGGUGCCUGGUGAAGAGGCGCCGACUGGUGAAGUGUUACUUGGUGAUGGUGCAUUUGUUGACGUGAUUGAACCUGAUCAGACUUUUGGUACAAUUGUUCCGUCAGGAUUUCCUGCCAUUCCAUCAGAUUAUCAUCAUGAAGAUACAACCAACUAUGUUCAGAACUCUGGAGACUUUGCUGAAGAUGGUCCAUCAGAAGUUGCACCACCACCAGCAUUCUAUUAUGGUGAGACAAGCAACUAUAUUGAGCAUUCUGGGGACUAUGCUGAAGAUGGUUCGAAGCCUAUUAUAGGCAGGGAAAUUUCAGAGCUCGGUGAGAGACAAACUGUCUUUGAAUUACCAGUGCAAUAUGAGAUGAAUGCACCAGUCAAAGAUGAAUAUUUUGUUCAACCAAGCAUUAGUGAAAAUCCUGCUGAAGAAUAUAUUGUUCCACCUAGUAAUAGUGGAAAUCCUGUUGAUGCCAAUUAUUCACUUCCUGGACAAUAUCUAGAUGCUACUGACUAUCUUCCAUUUGGUGAGGGAUUAUACCUAGAAACCAAUGAUCUUUCAAAACCUAUUGAGGCGGAUCUCGCAGAUGUUGAUAUUGAUUACCUAAGCUUCUUUGAUGCAAAUGAUGACAUCUCCCAAUACUUGGAUUUUGAUUCCUUUGAGAAUCCGGGGAUUGAAAAUAAUGUUACAGAAGAAGAGCCUCCCUUGCAAAUGCUGGUGACUGGAGAACCUGAGGCAGCGCCCAUGGGAACCAGACAAUCCGUGGAAGAACAUCCUGAUACCAGUAGGGCUUCUUCUUCAAAUCAAGAGGCAGAUGUCACAAAGUUUGAGUCUGAUUUUAAAUACCAAUUCAGCAAACAGGCUAGUCAAAUGCUGGGCAGCAUCCCUGCUCCUCCUGCAUUUGCAGCGGAGUUCCCUACUAAAGAUGUGGCUGUUUUGAAUUCUGUUGCACAAUCUUCCAGUUCGGUUCAUGUAACCGCUGCCAUGAUCAGAAUAAGAAACUUGAGUGUUGAUGGCAAUGGAAUGGGCUGGUCUUAUGGAAAGAAUGAGAAUGUUGACUUUUUCCUAUCUGAUCUUAGUUCUGCCUCUAUGGUUUCUAUGGUGCCAAUGGCUGACACACUUUCUGGCAAGACAGCAUCUGUGGUGUCAAAAGGCUUGUUCUUCUUUAUGUUCAUUUGGGUAUUAGUUAUUUCUGUGAGCUUCAAAGUGGGGAGCCAUAUAUGUUCCAGGUAGAGCGUCGGCAGUUAGGAGUUGGCAUUGGCGUACACGGCAUAAUUAUCCAGGAGAGAUUUUGCACUAAAUUCACCUUGGUAACCUCAUUAGGAUUGUAUGCAAUUGGGUUCAAAAAAUAUCUAUCUGUACCAAUUGCUGAACUGACUAUAUUUAAAUAUGGCAGAUGCAGAGGGUGUGUUUGAUUUAUUUUUUAGUUGUAUCUUAUUUUAUUGUAAGGUAACAAUGGAUAUACUUUGGCUUAGUAUAUAGAUAUACAAUAUAUAUUAGACUUGUAGAA
Humulus lupulus (European hop) is the source of this 2350-nucleotide messenger RNA. RefSeq names its product NAC domain-containing protein 78-like. The transcript has 6 exons. NCBI's taxonomy places the organism in Eukaryota, Viridiplantae, Streptophyta, Magnoliopsida, Rosales, Cannabaceae. The record is from RefSeq and is a predicted model, not a curated record. Gene Ontology annotation, molecular function: DNA binding. The coding region runs from base 307 to 2073 and encodes 588 amino acids. Gene Ontology annotation, biological process: regulation of DNA-templated transcription.